Messenger RNA from Adineta steineri, 1038 nucleotides. NCBI's taxonomy places the organism in Eukaryota, Metazoa, Rotifera, Eurotatoria, Adinetida, Adinetidae. The record is from the annotation of a GenBank genome assembly.
AUGUCAUCGACAACGACUAUUGAACCUAAAAAAGAAUCAUUAGGCAUAUCAGCAGCUUUAAUUCUCAGUCUUGUAGGAUUAACACUUUUACUUGUCAUUGCUAUAUUAAUUAAACGAGAAAUUCGUCGAGGAAAUGUUAAAUCUAAACGUGAUGGACAUUUUUGGUCUUGUAAAUUUUUUGAUAAAUAUAAUCAAUCAAGAUUACCAAAAGAUGGAAAAAUUCCUGCAAAAGUUCGACCACAAUGGCUUCUUGUUGGUCAUCAUGAAUUACCUAGCCAUUAUUAUACAAAAGAUGAAUGUCCACAAUAUAUUGCUCGAAUGUUCACCGUUGAUCUUUACAAUGUCUUACAACAUACUUGUCGAGAAACAUUUGCUGAUAUUGAUACAACUACAGCAUUUGAAUCUUAUUUAAUUAAUAAUUAUCCAUCAUUAAGUGAAACAAUUCAUUUAUUUCGAAAACUUAAAAUUCGAGCUGAAAUCGAUUUAGUUCCAUUCACUCUUGAUGAUACGAAAGAAGGAAUUCGUAUGUAUAAUCAUUUAUUACAAAAAUUAUCUGAAUUUGUUAAUAAUCAAUAUCUUCGUCAACGUGAAGUAGAUUUAGCACUUUUUAAUCAAAGUGAAGAACAACAAAUAAAAAUGAGUUCGAAAUAUAUUCCAUUAUUACCAAAAGAUUUAUGUCAUAUACCAUUACGAUCAAUUGAUGAUGAUUCAUUAGCAAAUAUGAAUAAAAGAUCACGUUCAAAAGGUCGUUUUCCUUUUCAUUUACCAUCGUUUUUAAAUAAACGUAGAUUUUUUUCAACAAAAUCAUCAUCAACACCAACACAAUCAUCAAAGAAUCGAAAUGAACUUUAUAGAAAUGUUGAAAUAUCAUUAGACGAUAAUGAACAUGGUGACAUUUCAAUUGAUAGUCCAAUAAAUAAACAAAGUCGCCAACGACCUAAACGACACGUCGCAACAGAUGUUGUACCUUUAGUUGAAUUUCAUGAUGCACUUUCUCAAUCAACAACAUUCGGUUCAGACACAGAACAACAUACAUAA